UAACAGUGGGUGGAACUGAUCUCCUCCUCCCUCCUUCCCUGUAUAGGCUGAUGCUGUAGGAGGGAGAUCAUUUCAGUCCCGGCUCCAGCCUUUAACUUGAGCAGCAGCAGCAGGAGUCGGCCAGUCGUCUCGGAAAGUGCAGACUCUGCGCCCACAUUGCGCCCGGUGCUCUUCCUCAGCCUGUUCUGCCUUUCCCAGCCCGGCUCGGGUUACACAUGUGACUGCUCAGUGUAGCGACAGCCUGGAGACCAUAUGUGACCCGUUGGUGCCCAAUAAGGAAUUCAGCCAGUUGGACAAGACCCCAAUUGCCCCCCAUGUCCCAGACGCUUCCAUAGGAGGCCAUCGGUAUCAAUAGCAGAAGAACUCCACUCUGCCCAAUAAAUAGCGCCUUCCCAUCCCCUCGGGAUGAAGCUUUGCGCCUGGCUCCCUCUCUGCGCCCUGCUGCUCGUUCUCCUCCCCAGGACUGAGUCUUGCCCGGCGCGUUGCGAUGUCUCCCGCUGCCCCAGUCCCAUCUGCCCGAGCGGCUACAUCCCCGACCGCUGUAACUGCUGCCUGAUCUGCGCGGCCGGAGAAGGAGAUCCCUGUGGCCGGGAAGGGGAACCCCCAUGUGGGGACAGUCUGCAGUGCAAACCCCCUCCUGGCAUGAGAGGAGCAAAGGGAACGUGUCAGUGCAAACACAGCAGCCCAGUGUGCGCUAAUGACGGGCAGACCUAUGAGAACCUGUGUCAGCUGAAGGCCGCCAGCAGGAGGGCCCUACAGAAAGGACACUCACCUGUGGUGCUGCUGCAGAAGGGAACCUGCCCAUCGGGUCACCAACAUCCCAACAGUCCAAGAUACAAAUUUAACUUCAUUGCUGAUGUGGUGGAAAAGAUUGCUCCCGCUGUCGUGCACAUUGAACUUUCCCUGAGGCACCCACUAUUUGGACGUAAUGUCCCCCUGUCUAGUGGAUCUGGAUUUAUCAUCUCAGACCUGGGAUUAAUUGUGACCAACGCACACGUGGUGUCCAGCAGUAACGCUGUAUCGGGCCGGCAGUACCUUAAAGUGCAACUGCACAACGGGGAUUCCUAUGAAGCCACAAUAAAAGAUAUUGACAAGAAAUCUGAUAUUGCGACAAUCAAGAUUUACCCCAAAAAAAAGCUGCCAGUUUUGCUGCUGGGCCAAUCUGCUGAUCUGAGACCUGGAGAAUUCGUUGUGGCCAUCGGAAGCCCCUUUGCCUUACAGAACACUGUUACGACAGGCAUUGUGAGCACAGCGCAGAGAGAUGGGAAAGAACUGGGGCUACGAGACUCCGACAUGGACUACGUUCAAACAGACGCCAUCAUUAACUAUGGAAAUUCUGGAGGCCCUCUGGUGAAUUUGGACGGGGAGGUGAUUGGAAUCAAUACACUCAAGGUUGCAGCAGGGAUUUCCUUUGCCAUCCCGUCGGAUCGGAUCACUAAGUUUAUGACAGAAUCACAAGACAAAAAAUACAAAGAUGGCAAAAAGCGUUUCAUUGGGAUAAAGAUGCUGACAAUUACUCCUUCAUUUGCUGAAGAAAGAAAAAUACACAAUCCUGACUUCCCGGAUGUUACCAGUGGAAUUUAUGUCCAUGAGGUGGUGCCCAAUUCACCUGCCCAGAGAGGUGGAAUUCAGGUUGGAGACAUCAUAGUGAAAGUGAAUGGGCGACCACUGGUGACAUCGAGCGACCUGCACGAAGCCGUAAUGAACGAAUCUCCUUUACUCCUGGAAGUGCGAAGGGGAAACGAUGACAUGCUGUUCAACCUAGAGCCAGAAGUUUCCAUGUAGCUUAGAAAGACUCAACUUCCAUCGAAUGGAACAAUAUCCUCAGCAAGGACAAGUUCUACAGAACAACAAGUACAGACCUAAUGACCUCAGCUCAGCCUGGUAUUAGUGUUUCAAGUUUCCAAACAUGAAGGGUGGAUCCCAGACUUGCAUAAAGCUGAAACUAUGACCAACCGAGCCAACCGGACGUUGCGCUCAACCUCUCUGCCUUCAAUAUCAGACCUUUAGACACUGAGGAUGUACCUGAAAGGCUCUUCAUCAACAUAAUAUACCUCCUUUCCAAAUAAUUCCUCCUUGUUUUGUGAAUUAAUCUGAUAGAGCCAAGUCUGUACUGUAAG
Xenopus laevis (African clawed frog) is the source of this 2120-nucleotide messenger RNA. RefSeq names its product HtrA serine peptidase 3 L homeolog (gene htra3.L). The transcript is spliced from 9 exons. NCBI's taxonomy places the organism in Eukaryota, Metazoa, Chordata, Amphibia, Anura, Pipidae. Gene Ontology annotation, cellular component: extracellular region. The record is from RefSeq and is a predicted model, not a curated record. The coding region runs from base 406 to 1785 and encodes 459 amino acids. Gene Ontology annotation, molecular function: serine-type endopeptidase inhibitor activity; serine-type endopeptidase activity. Gene Ontology annotation, biological process: proteolysis.